UAGGCCGCGUACUGUGAGUGUAGCAAGGCUCAGCCUUCACUGAUGUCUUUGUUUACUUAAUGGAUGUAGAUAAUGCAGAGGUUCGCUUGUCUAAGAUGAUUGUUUGUCCUUAUGCAAAUGAAUGUUUACAACGUAGGCAAGUAUUACGCUAGUCGCACAUUGGCUUGCACACGUACAAGGAGAAAACUCUGUCUGAACGACUUUUUUACAAGAAAGGAACAGAAAGAGGUACCUCACUACCUAAAGUCAGUUUUAGAGACAAUACCGAAGUUUCAACAGGUGUAUCAAAACCACGCAAAAUGAAGUUCAACAAAACGGAAACGGAGUACAACAUGAAAUCUGUAAAAUUUUUGUUGUUGACGAUCACAUCAAUGUUUAUUAUAAUUGCCGCUCUGAUGAUCGUGUUGGGAUUCUCAGUGUACUCCCAUUACCACACAUUCUCGUUCUUCUACGAGAGUGCCCAAAGCGGGAGAUUGUUCACUCCUUCCUUGCUCUGCAUUCUCUUGGGGAUGUUCCUACUCAUUGUCACAAUGUUUGGAUUUUUCGGCAGCUUGAAGCAGAGCACUUGCUUAGUCAAUUUGUAUGCACUGAUUUUGGCAAUAAUGCUUAUUCUGAAGUUGGUGGUAAUCAUUUUGGCGUUCACGCUAGACUCGAGCACAAUACACGGCAUGAUGUACAUACCAGCGUGGGAUUACGCGGCAGACCCUGAGAUCGAAAUGGAAAUGGAUCGACUUCAAAUAUCCCUCAACUGCUGUGGAAGCGACUCGGUGUUUGACUACAUCGAUGUGCCGUUCACAAGCAACCACUCUACAACUAUUGUGAGCACAAAUAUUGUAGGGCCGCCUAUGGAUGUUGUAGUGCCUGAGUCCUGCUGCGUCUCGCCCGGCGGAGAGUUCUGCCACAGACACAGGGAACGCGGCUGUAGAACCGCGCUGGUCAAUCUGUUCUCACAGAACGCAACAGUGAUCGGUGUGAUGGGAGUGUCUGUUAUGUUUAUACAGCUAUUGGGGAUUAUAUUUUCGCUACUGCUAGCCAGAUGCAUCCGCAAAGUGAAGAGCGAAAGAGGUUUAAUGUCAUGGCGGAUCAAGGAGCAAAUGAUCAUGGCGCGCGAAGACGCGAAGAAGCAAGAUGACAACAAAAGUGUUGACGACAGCGUUUAUAUACCACCCCAUGAGUCUAGCACAGCUUAAACUCACUAGAAAAAAGCCUGUAGAUGUCAGACCUUCGUAAUUUUUUAAAAGUUGAAAGUUUGUUAGCCUAUGCUUCUACCACCAUACCUGACAAUAAUAAGUAAGCUAAGCAACUUAUGAGUUUCUAUCAUGGCGAUUUUAGGUAUAGAUCAUCCAAAUAUAAGCGUAUUUAAAUAAUAUGCGAAGGGAUGGGAUGGCAUGAUGUUUUUUUUUUAAUUGUACAUAAAUUAAGAGAAUUAACAGUAAUUUUGUAGAAGUAACAGGGUAUCUGCGAUGAUUAUUUUUGGAGCUACAGGAAUUAAAAGGGUCAUAUUAGCGGCGCUGACACGGAUCGCUCAAAAAAGCAUACAAAAUGGCACGAAUCAAUAACGUUAUCGAUCGCUACAUUUUGAUCGUUGAUCGUUAUAUUUGUAUUGGCGUUCAAGCAAAAUUACAUAUUUCUUUGUUAUUUGUGCGUUUAUGUUUAUAUUUAUAAAAUUCACAUUGCAUGUUAGGAAGCUAAAAAUAUAAAAAAAUUCGUCUCAUUACGAUAAGUAAAGCAUUAUUAAUUGAUUUUGAACUAUUCUUUUCUAAGCCACCAUGAUCCAAACUCUACAAUUAUAUACUCGUGCGUAUUAACUUGUCACCUACCACUACCUAACACAUCCAUACAAACACAGUACAAACAUCAUUCGAGCCAAGUGUCAAGGCAAACGCACGAACUGUACUUACCUAAGGUGAGAACAUGAGCUGGUAAAAUUCCUGCUAGCUAGUAAAUACCUUUCAGCUUUUAUAAAUUAUGGAAGGUCUGGAUCGCACAGUCUAUUAGCCCACAAAUGUAAAUUGUGACUGUUUGAAUGCUUUUCCAACAUGCCUUAUAUACUCAGAGGCACAAUUAUCCGCCCACUUAUGCCUCUGAGUAUAUAUUAACGGUCAGGCUCCCAGGCCUGUCUGAUUCUUCAAUAACUGCAGUAAUGUCGUCGGUUUGCCAUUUUUCGUCCGUUGAAUAAAAUAUUUGAACUUUGUAGGCAAUAAAAUUGGGAUUUUUGACGACGCUAUGUUAUUUAACUGGUUUGAUUAUGAAGGCAUUAAAGUUAAUGGUUUAAAAAAAAAUUCGAAAUUCGAAAUUGUGGGCGUCCUGUAAUGUAAAGUAAAUAAGAAAGCCUUAUUUUUUAAAGAUUUUAUUAUGUCAACUGUUUUGUUAUUAUUUUAUUCAGCUGUCAACUGGCAGAUGUGAAACGCAUUCUUACAGUGAUCAA
Molecule: messenger RNA, 2428 nt
Organism: Bicyclus anynana (squinting bush brown)
Lineage: Eukaryota; Metazoa; Arthropoda; Insecta; Lepidoptera; Nymphalidae
Product: tetraspanin-14
Exons: 6
Coding region: 300-1190 (296 amino acids)
Cellular component (GO): membrane
Source: RefSeq, a predicted model, not a curated record